Molecule: messenger RNA, 906 nt
Organism: Dermacentor albipictus
Lineage: Eukaryota; Metazoa; Arthropoda; Arachnida; Ixodida; Ixodidae
Source: RefSeq, a predicted model, not a curated record
UAACGGUGGCAAGUCGGCCUUGCGCAACCAUUGGCGGAGCGGCAGCUGCGAACAACCUGUACAACAUAAAACGACAUUCCAAAGACAGCACGCCUCAGCGCUGGCCACUUUCAGUAUACGCUCGACUACAAGCCCGUAUAGUCACCAGCCGUAAGUUUACGGACGCGCAGCCUGCUGCAGAAACUGGCUGCUGCUGGGCACAAGAAACCCUCCAGCCCGUUCGUCAUCCCUUCUCCAUCCUUCUGGCAGCAAUGUUGUCCUUGGGGACAAUCGCACUGCUGUCUCUGGCCUCAUUCCAGUUGUUCCUGUUUUCUGCGUCGGCGCGCUCCUUCUGGAGACCUCACAAACACCACCAUGAGACUCGUAACGCAUUCAAGAUCUUGGCUGUGAAUCAGUUUGCCGUGGCCGUAAGAGACGUAAAUCAAGACCCCAUGUUGAAAUGUCUGACAGCGACUCGCAUCAACGUCGACCUUGACGUCCCGUCAGCGGCCUUCCUGUGGUCAUUCAACAGAAAUGACAGCGCUGCAAGAAAGAACGCCACGCUCCAUUUCACAAAAGGGCCAUCAAUCGACACUGCCAACAUAGUGGUGGACACUGACACCGCUCAUCCGGAUGUUGUUCGCUACCUCUACGUCGAUCGAGCCGUGACGUGCGCCAUCAUGGAACUGCGCUACUUUGGCUAUCAAUGUACGCUGUGGGUUAGUAACACGACGAAGCACUUUGUUUCAAAGAAAUGUUUUAAGGCGCACGCCAAACUCUGCGCAAACGGUGUUUCACUGUAUGACAAAAAUACCUGCGGAGAAUUUUGAGCAUUGAGCAAUAAUGAGAAAUAUCGAGAAAAAAACAAACAUCGCACCCAGACUCAAUAUAUCUGCAGUGUGAGAAUUCCGAAGUAAACAAAAAUGG